CGUAGAGAGAACAACGAAGACACUCUGUCCCGUCCCGCAGCCUCGCUCGCGAUCCAACUCCCCUUCCAUCCCAUCGCCGUCGUUGUGCGCCCUCUUUCUCGCCUUCUGCAUGACAUCUGUCUAGAGCCUCUUUCGUGUCGGACACCUUGCACUGCGCACCAUGGAUCUCGACACCUUCCAGCAACUUCCCCUUCGCCUGGAUCCUGCGACAAAAGCAGUCAGCGCCGAGUACGCGGAUGCCAAGCUGGACGAGGAACUGCAAGCACUGAACCAGCUGCACCGGCAGUUGCAGCAAUCGAAUGCCCCAAAUCACAUUCCUCCCCCGCCCAUUCCUGUUGACCAGAAGCGAAGUGCGCAAAUUCAGAAGAUGAAAGACACCGGCAAUGCCGAGUUCAAGAAGGGCAAAUACGCCGACGCGAUCAGAUAUUACUCGCUGGCUAUAGACAUGGCAGCGGGCCGACCGGUGUGGGAGCCCAGCGGCCUGGUGCGUGAAGAGCUUUCGCAGCUGUACUCGAACCGCGCCCAGGCCCAUAUGGGCACCAACAACUGGCCCGAGGGUGCAGUCGAUGCCCUGUGCAGUGUGGAGCUGAAGAGGCCGAAGAAUUCAAAGGCAUGGUGGAGGCGAGGCAAGUGCCUGCUGGAGAUGGGACGUGCGGAGGAAGCGAAAGAAUGGGUCGCAGAAGGAUUGGAGAUUGAGCAUGAGCCAGAGCUGGUCAGCUUGAUGCAGGAUAUCGAAGCGAAGUUGAAGUCGUCAUGAGCGUGCCCGCUCGCUUUCACAUGUCGUUUGAGCGCCGGUGUAGCACCGCGGCUCUUCAAAGUCUUGCGCUAAAGCGUAGCCGCAAGGGAGCUCGAGGCAAAUACAAAGGUUCGAGGGAAAAGAAGGAACACUCGCAUACUUGCAGGCGGCUCGCAAGGAUCGGCAGACUGGCGCGAAAACCCUCCAGUCUCUGUCGUCGAGCAAUUGCCAUCAGUCGGUCAACCUGUCUUGUUAUAUGCCUGUCAUGAGAGGACUGGCUUGCAGAUACCUCCUGCAAGCGCGGCAUCCACUCUUGACAUGACGAGUCAUCUCCACAGCAGAUUUGAAAGAGAGCAUUACCAUAGAAAUCAAACAUUUUCUCAAUCCUA
Molecule: messenger RNA, 1125 nt
Organism: Verruconis gallopava
Lineage: Eukaryota; Fungi; Ascomycota; Dothideomycetes; Venturiales; Sympoventuriaceae
Exons: 1
Coding region: 161-757 (198 amino acids)
Molecular function (GO): protein binding
Source: RefSeq, a predicted model, not a curated record